ACGAUCCUGAUCUGGAGGUCGGCCGAGGCAGAUCGCGGCAGCCGAGAUGCCACGGUGCCUCAGCUUCACCGUCGCCCGAGACCGGUGCUACCGCCGAGCCUUCCUCAGCGCCGGCCUCCGUCCCUCCUCCACCGCCCUCGCCGAUGGCGCCACCGUCCACUGCUGGGUCCCCGCCCGCCCGGAUCCCUCCCGGCCCCCUCUCCUCCUCCUCCACGGCUUCGGCGCCACCGCCAUCUGGCAAUGGUCCGCCUACCUCCGCCCUCUCCUUCGCGCCGGCUUCGACCUCUACGUUCCCGACCUCCUCUUCUUUGGCGCCUCCAAGGCCCUCGGCCCCGACCGGUCCGAGUCCUACCAGGCCAGCUGCAUCGCAGCCGCAAUGGAGGCCGCCGGCGUGCGGCGCUUCGGCCUCAUGGGGGUAAGCUAUGGCGGGUUCGUGGCCUACCGGAUGGCGGCGAUGUACCCGGCGGCAGUGGAGCGGGUGGUGCUGUGCUGCGCCGGCGUGUGCCUGGAGGAGCGGGACCUCGCUUCGGGGCUCUUCGUCGUGUCGGACAUGGGGGAGGCGAUCGAAAUCCUGUUGCCUCAGCGGCCAGAGAAGCUCCGGCAGCUCGUCCGGCUGUCCUUCGUCCGGCCGCCGCCUGUGAUGCCGUCUUGCUUCCUCUGGGAUUACAUACAGGUGAUGUGCACAAAUUAUGUGAGAGAAAAGACAGAGCUAAUCCAUGCGUUGAUCAACGACAGGAAGCUAUCGGACCUUCCAAUGAUAACCCAGCCAACCUUGAUAAUUUGGGGAGAGCAAGAUCAGAUUUUUCCACUAGAACUGGGUUACAGAUUAAAGAGGCAUUUAGGGGAUAAUGCUCGGUUAGUGGUCAUCAGCAAUGCUGGACAUGCUGUUAAUCUUGAAAAAUCCAAAGAGCUAUGUCGGCACAUAAUAGCAUUCUUUCUUGAUUCUCCCCUCAAGAAUCACAAUGGGCAGAUGUGUUGUGGAAUGCGGUGGAAAAUUUUCUAUAAUUUUGCCGGUUUGACUCUGCGGAGGCUUGCUUCUAAAUUUCAAGGGGUACCUAAAAAGGCAUGGAUAACAUCUGUUGAUGUGUAGUUUGAUGGAUAUCUGAUUGCUGUUCUCAAGAACCGAGGCAGGCGCAAUCAUCAAGCUGUUCUACAUGCAUCCAUAUAUCGCUAUGUUCGAUGAUGCAGUUAUCUGCGCAAGACUUGCUUGCGGAUUUGAGACGAGCUUCCAACCUUUCCCAGGAAAUCUGAUUAUGCAUGCUUCUCCAUUUCAUGAUAAAUUGAAUUUUAGCAAUUGUUCGUUAUUGUAAAUGGUCAUAUGUCUCAUCAUUUUCUAAACAUAGAAAUCAGAUAUUAAUCUCGAUUGCACAUUAGUUGGUGCAUAAUUGUAUUUAUGGCCGGAUAGAGUGUAAUGUUUUCAUGCUGCACUAUAAAAAGAUCCCUAAAUCUGAGUUCUUUCA
Messenger RNA from Musa acuminata AAA Group (dessert banana), 1460 nucleotides. RefSeq lists its product as uncharacterized. Bases 47 to 1090 code for a protein of 347 amino acids. Gene Ontology annotation, molecular function: catalytic activity. NCBI's taxonomy places the organism in Eukaryota, Viridiplantae, Streptophyta, Magnoliopsida, Zingiberales, Musaceae. The transcript has 6 exons. The record is from RefSeq and is a predicted model, not a curated record.